Messenger RNA from Symbiodinium pilosum, 948 nucleotides. The record is from the annotation of a GenBank genome assembly. Lineage: Eukaryota; Dinophyceae; Suessiales; Symbiodiniaceae.
AUGCUGCUCAAGGAGUAUGGUCUGGUUUGGACGCCAGAUGCUCAAGUCACAGAGCCUCCAGAUUCCUCAUCUGGAGGAGUUACAGUUGAUUUCCAGGUCAUAAAGUCGCGAAUAGAGAAGCUCAACGCCACAGUCGCCGAUACAGCCCAGAAGGUGGUCAAGGAGGUGGUGGGCCCUACUUGCCGUGCACGUCUGCAAGAUGCUGAUCGGCUCCCGCUCACAUUCUUCAAUGAUGGACUGAAAUUGGCACAGCAUACGUUUCUUCCUUUUGAGACGAGCUCCGCACAAGAAAUCAUCCGAAAUCUCCUUGAUGGCUGCCUGCCGCGAAUGCUGUGGGAAGAGUAUCCGGAUGGUGUAGCAAUGCAAGCCGUCGAUCGUACCAAGCAUUCCUUCCGGACAUGGCUGAAGGAGGGGGAGGCUGCUGAUACUGAGCUUUGCCACGGCGGUGAUCGCCUUCGGCCGCCUGGAGCUCUGGUCAUUCAUGAGGACAGCCAAAACGCAUCUGAGCGUUUUCUGGCAAAACUUCCCGAACGGGUGCUGCGCAAUGGCCAAGUCUGUGAGGUCCGCGCGGCUAUUGCCCAGAGGCUUGGAGUGGGAAGCACGUCUGUUCGAAGUUCCUCUGCGCCACCAAGUGCUGAGGUGUCACUCCUGCAGCCCAAUCGCCCUUCGAGUGCACCAGCUGCGCGCUUGCAGGUGAAGCUUGAAUGCGGGCAGAAGGUUCUUUUGAGAAUGGAAUUUGGUGACACCGUCGGUGACCUGUGGCAGGCCCUCUCGGAGUGGCGUUCGAAGAACCGUGUGGCGCGCGCACGGCCUGGAUGCGUGCUGAGGACUGCCUUUCCCCCGAAGGCUUACACGGACAGAAGCGAAACGUUGGAAGCAGCAGGGCUGACGCCCAGUGCCACGCUCUUUGUAAGUUGCGAGGCGGUGGAUCAAGAGCAUCCUGCAUGA